This is a messenger RNA of Rhincodon typus (whale shark), 3838 nucleotides long. RefSeq names its product anaphase promoting complex subunit 2 (gene anapc2). NCBI's taxonomy places the organism in Eukaryota, Metazoa, Chordata, Chondrichthyes, Orectolobiformes, Rhincodontidae. Gene Ontology annotation, cellular component: anaphase-promoting complex. The transcript is spliced from 14 exons. Gene Ontology annotation, molecular function: ubiquitin protein ligase binding. The record is from RefSeq and is a predicted model, not a curated record. Bases 62 to 2476 code for a protein of 804 amino acids. Gene Ontology annotation, biological process: ubiquitin-dependent protein catabolic process.
CGUUCCUCAGUACCACCGACUGGUGAUUUCUGCGCAGGCGCCUUGCCCCGCGCUGACCGCCAUGGCGGCGCUGGAAGGUUCUAGUUCGUGCGGCCUCAGUCUGUCAGCCGCCUGGAGCAGACUGAGCACUGGCCUGGUCCCCCUCUCUGCACUUGGUCUGGAAACGUCUAGGUUGGCAAGUGGGAGUGCGUUUGUUGAGGAUGAUCUGCACGCUGCACUGGAAACUUUACGGCAGUAUGGUUUGCAAUCAGUGGCGCUGGAAUGGUUUAUGGAGAUGUUGCAGGUUGACCUUCAGAAGAACAUUGCAGCAGAGUUCUGGGACUUUCUCACACAAAGGGAGAACAUGGUGACAGAACAACAGCGCUCAAAGCUCCUGUAUGAUGCCUUCUGUAUGCUGGAUCAAAGGCUAGCACCCUACUUGUGCAGUCUGAAAUAUUUAGAGACUGGGAUUGAGGCAGGUCUGAUUACCAGUGUAGGACCUGGAACACUGAAAGACAAGGUCUACACAAUGGUUAAAGCUGUGUUAUUCUUCUCAACUGUACAACCCUUUCAGGAGAUUAUACAUGAAUUUUACACUCGUGCUUUCAGUAUCUAUGCGCACCAAGACAAGGCCCUACGGAAUGGAGAUAGCAUGAGUGAAGAUGAAGAUGAGAAUGCAGCCGAUGAUAUGGAACAGCUAAGCUGUGCUGGCUGUAAUGCAGUGAAAGAGCGGUGCUGGUGUACCACUGCUGUGGAGCAGUUUGCAAAAGUCAAUCAUGUAUUGCACUCACUGAACCUGUUAGAACGAAUCAGUGCAAACGCCAUCACAACCAUCCUGCAUAAAAUGAUAGAGGAACAUGUGGGCAGACUGUGUCGUGGAGAAUAUGAAAACUCCUUUCUCUCCCAGCUAGAGGAGUGGCUGGAAUCAAAGGUAGUUUGUUGGCUGAGCAUGGUGUUUCUGCAGAAAACCAACACAAAAUCAUCAUCCUCUCAGACAAGCAGCACAUUACAACGCUGGAGAAUACACCUGCAGUUUUUUCUUUACCAGGUGUAUGCAAAUAUGAGGAUUGAGGAACUUUUCAGCAUUAUUCGUGAUUUCCCAGAAUCCAAAGCAGCAUUGCAGGAUCUGAAAGUCUGCCUUGAAAGGACCAAUCAGAGACAACAAUUACUUUCAUCUCUAAAAGCAGCUCUGGAAACCAGACUUCUCCACCCAGGAGUAAAUACUGCUGAUGUGAUAACCUUGUACAUAUCUGCAAUCAAGGCCCUUCGUGAGUUGGACCCAUCGAUGGUUAUUUUGGAGGUGGUGUGUGAACCAGUCCGCAAGUAUCUAAGGACAAGGGAUGACACUGUAAGACAGAUCGUAGCAGGUUUGACUGAUGAUUCGGAAGGAUCCAGUGAUCUGGCAAAUGAACUGUCCAAAGCAGAUCCAAUCACUCUAGAGCAUGGACAUGAUAGUGAUGAUGAUAUGUCUGAUCCAGAUGAUUGGCUUCCUGACCCUGUUGAUGCUGAUCCAGGUAAAUUUGGUUCUAAGCGAAGAUCUUCUGAUAUCAUCACCUUGCUGGUCAGCAUUUAUGGCAGCAAAGAAUUGUUUAUAAAUGAAUAUCGUACGCUACUGGCAGACCGAAUACUCCAUCAUUUCAGCUACAUUACCUGCAGGGAGAUCCGAAAUCUGGAGUUGCUGAAGCUGCGUUUUGGAGAGGCUCAGAUGCACUUCUGUGAGGUCAUGUUAAAGGAUGUUGCUGAUUCUCGAAGGAUAAACAGCCACAUUCACGAGGAGGAUCAAGAGACUCCCUUACACCUGAAUGCAAUGAUCCUGUCUGGUGAGUUCUGGCCACCUUUGAAAGAGGAGAAACUGGAACUCCCCACUGAAGUGAAAGAAGCAAUGGAUGCUUAUACCAAGAAGUAUGAGAAAUUAAAAGCCAUGAGAUCACUGAACUGGAAGCCUCAUCUGGGAAAUGUUGACCUGGAAAUUGAGCUGGCAGAUCGAACAUUAUCUGUGUCUGUCUCACCUGUCCAUGCUGCAAUCAUUAUGCACUUCCAACAGAAGAAUACCUGGACUCUGGACGAGCUCAGUGAUGCACUUAAAGUUCCUGUCGUUGCGCUGCGAAGGAAGAUUGCUCUUUGGCAGCAGCAGGGGGUCUUAAAAGAGGAUCCCACAGACACAUUUACAGUGAUUGAGGAGGAACAGAAAGAUCAGCAGGAGAAAAUGGUUUUAAUUGAUAGUGAUGAAGAAGGAGACUCUGCUAUGGCUUCCCAGGCUGAUCAGAAAGAGGAGGAAUUGCAGCUUUUCUGGACAUACAUCCAAGGUAUGCUGACCAAUCUAGAGAGCUUACCACUAGAGCGUAUUCACACCAUGCUCAAGAUGUUUGUGAUGACGGGCCCAGUAAUGGCUGAGAUUGAUAUGCAAGAGCUUCAAGCAUUCUUGCAGAAGAAAGUAAAGGACCACCAACUAGUCUAUUCUGGUGGAGUGUACCGGCUUCCCAAAUCUAACUGCUGAAUCGGGAUCCUUGCUCAGAAAGAUUGGUGGAGCUGAUCUAUGAUUGAACUUGUGGCUUUCUUCCUGCUGUGAUCUAUGAUCCAGAGCCAUAACUUUGAAGGAAUAUUGAUGCAACAGCAGUGUCCACUCAGCAGUAACUACAAGAAAUUUAAUUGUCUUAAUAACUAAGAUUCACCUGAAUUCUUCUACACCAGAGACCUGUGGCAGAAAUCCUGAAAUUCUUUGUAUAGAUGCAGCUCCAUAAUGAACCUCUCUUUGGUAGGGAGUGAGAUAACAACUUGUGGUGGAGACAUGAGACAUUUGUAAAGUGUACCUGAAUUCUGAGGUACAAAAUCCCGCAGGCACACAGGAGUAGAUUUUCCACAGUAAGUAAAUCCUAUUGGUCUGACGGUUCACAGACAAUCUUUACUGUCACCCCCUAUGAUCGUGAGUGAGCAAUGUCAAUCCAUUAGUGAUAACUGAUAUGCAUUUGAGGCUUGGUUUGCAAAUUCUUUUAAUGUUACACUUGUACACUGUUUAGAAUUACAUUUCUGUUUAGAGAUGGCUGUUUUGUUCUUGCCCAAAAGAUCUAAUAGAUUUUGGCCUUUCCUCACUUUGUGAUUAUCCUAUGAGAAGGGCAUUUUUUCUACUUUUCCUGUUAAAAUAUUUUAAAAUUUAGCACCUCUGCCUAAAACUUGACUUGCACUUAUCAGGUACUUGGGAGUGGCAUAUACUCCUGGGAUCUUGACUGUCUUUAAAUUGAGGAGGGAAAUAAUUGAACUGCCAUUUAUCCAAAGCUUUAGUUAUGAUCAUCUUUAAAGAAUGGACUUAGACUCCGUGGAUUGGUUCCAAUCUGUGUUGUGAUUCUGCACUAAAACUUUGUAGCCUUGUAACUAAUUCAGGUUAAUAACAGGAAGUUACAGAUUCUCAGCCAGUGGGAACAGUUGCAGACAGUUGACAAGACUGACAAGAGACAGAAACUGAACUGUAACUCAGCAAACACACUGCACCUUGAGUUAUUCGUAAACUGUGAGGGUGGCGGUGGUGGUGGUGGUGGUGGCGGCAGCGAGGUAGAGAGGAGGAAAUGAAAUUCCUAUCAGCUUAUUUAGCAAAGAUACCAAUGUGUUUACAAUUGAUGCUUAUUUUCUCUAUUUCACUUUACACGAUGAAUUGCUUAUUUAAAAGAUCUAUGGAUGCUGCAUGUUUCAGUGUAAUCAGCAGAAUGUGCUAUGUAUUUUACACUAUGUUGUGAGCAUUGAAUUGUGUUCUGACUAGGACAACAGUAACCAAAAACAGUGAUGAUAUGUUUUCAUCCCUUACUGGCUGAGGAAUUAUGAUUUCUCAUGAUCCUGAUUAAAAUAUACAUAAUUAUUUGUUUUAAGA